AUUUUGCCCACCCCUGUGCUAUUCACUAGGCUACACUGCCUCCUUUAUCGAGGGGCUGCCCAUCUUGGGCACUGCACAGAGGUGGAACAAAGAUGAUUCCUGCCCUAUUGACUUUGUGAUCUGCUUUUGGGGACCAGGGAGGGAAACGCCCUGUGGAGCAGGCUUUGUGUUUGUGCUCCGUUUUAGUUUACCAGCCCGAGUAAGAGUUCAGUGUGCAGGGCUUACGGGAUCCCUUUCUAAACCCCACGGUGGAUCCCCACAGGGACUGGCGUCCAGGAGGGAACAUACAAAUCAACCUCAAAGAUUCUUUUGGUCUCGGCAUCUGCAAGGUAAGACCUUUUCCUCAGCCUUUGGGGAACAGAGGCAGCUCCCAUCUGCCUUCUCAGGCUGGUGGGAUCUGGCCUGAAAGUAGCCCUAGAUCAAGACCAGGUAAGUCUGGAGCCCUAAGACUACCCUGCUAGUCAACAUGGCCUCAGCUUCUUUGUGCUCCCUGUCUGCAACCAGCUGUGGUCUUACACUUGGCAGGCUCUUUGGGGUAGGAGCUGUGGCUUUGUGUGGCAGCAUGGUGCCCAACACAGCAGCCCUGGUCUGUGCUGGGGGCUCCAGGGAAGAGCCCCAGGCCUUAAGUUAUAGGCUUGGGAAUGCAGAGAAGGCCAUGUCCUGCCAUGCCCCAGCUGUCUUGUGAUGUAAGAGGAGCCCUCCCGUGUCACAAUGCAGAAGGCUCUCUGCCUCCUGCUUGCCUUGCUCGCAUGGUGCCCUUUGCACUAGGCUCCCAGACUGCCAGGUGUACUCCUGGGAAUCCUCCCAAGCCUUUGCAAAGUGAGUCAGGCCUCAGAAGGGUGUGGGAGGUGAGGGGGUGGGUGGGGCUGAGCUCCCGCCCUGCCAAGUCACCCACACUUACCUUGCUUCUCUCAUCAUCAAAUGUCUGGGGCUAGGACAUGAACUCUCAGGAGACCCCACAAGCUCGAAGAUUCCCCAUCGAGGCAGGAGAUUCCCCCAGCCUGGCAGCUACUCCAGAAACCCUGGAGCCAGUUGCCACUGAGCACACUGCAGCAAGGCAACUGAGAAGAUGCCCAGGGUGCCACUGCCUGACGCUGCCCAACGUCCCCAUUGACGUCUACAUUGCCAUGGGUGGGAACCGCAGGCCGCGGACUACCUAGCGGUUCCCCCAAUUUGGGCUUGAGUGCUGAGGCCGCGGAGGCUGCCGCCAGCAACGCCCCGGCAGCCAGAGAACAGCAAAGGGCGCCACGCAGAACGGUGAUGCACAUUUUAA
This is a messenger RNA of Gavialis gangeticus (Gharial), 1273 nucleotides long. It is a transcript of the gene FAM229A, whose product is annotated as family with sequence similarity 229 member A. The record is from RefSeq and is a predicted model, not a curated record. NCBI's taxonomy places the organism in Eukaryota, Metazoa, Chordata, Crocodylia, Gavialidae. The coding region runs from base 939 to 1160 and encodes 73 amino acids. The transcript is spliced from 2 exons.